GUUCUCAUCAAAAUAGACAUCAGCUCACGGACAUUUUCGGAUAAUUKUUCCUCGAUAUUUUAUCAAAAUGCCCAAGGCAUUCAAAGUCAGAAGUCACACCAAAAAAGCCAUUCAUCCUAACUCUAGGAAAGCAUCCCAGCUUGCAAGGGCUGCACAUAGAUCAGAGAAGCUUCAACAGAAAAAAGAAGAAAGGAAUCAUCUUAUCGAAGCAAAAAUUGGUGAGAAGUGUAGAUGGUUUCAUGAGCACAUAGAUGAGACCAAAAUAAAAUAUACUGCAGAAGAAGUCAGAGAAAUGAUUGAAGAGUAUCUUCAUCGUUUUGAUGCAGAACUGCAAACGAUAGAACAGCUGAAUAAUGCUGUGAAGGGUAGACAGGGUAGAAUCCAUGCYAGCAGAGAAGAUAAAAUCAAAACCAUUGUUAAUGUUGAGACAGAGCUUUUUAAUACUGGUGGACUUGAAAUUCCAGACCUGACAUCAGCCAAGAAUUUGAAACUCUUCAAAGAAUGGAACUGCGACAUGAAGACGUUCUCUCCGAUAACAAUGAAGUCGUUCGUAAAACUGCCUAAUUCAACCUCAAAAACUGAAGAAAACUCCAUAGAAGAACAAACAACAGUCAGUAAGGAACCCAUAGAGGAAAAUAGUCACAUGGAUUCUUAACUUUUUAGCAUGUAAAAUAAGCAACAAUUUAAAUUAAAUCACUAGAAGGGUAGAAUAAAAAUGGUUUUAGUCUUA
Exaiptasia diaphana is the source of this 730-nucleotide messenger RNA. Its product is annotated as translation machinery-associated protein 16. NCBI's taxonomy places the organism in Eukaryota, Metazoa, Cnidaria, Anthozoa, Actiniaria, Aiptasiidae. The transcript is spliced from 7 exons. Bases 68 to 655 code for a protein of 195 amino acids. The record is from RefSeq and is a predicted model, not a curated record. Gene Ontology annotation, cellular component: nucleus.